Cadophora gregata is the source of this 2775-nucleotide messenger RNA. RefSeq lists its product as uncharacterized. Gene Ontology annotation, biological process: meiotic cell cycle; mitotic cell cycle; cytoplasmic microtubule organization. Gene Ontology annotation, cellular component: mitotic spindle pole body; centrosome; equatorial microtubule organizing center. NCBI's taxonomy places the organism in Eukaryota, Fungi, Ascomycota, Leotiomycetes, Helotiales, Ploettnerulaceae. The record is from RefSeq and is a predicted model, not a curated record. The coding region runs from base 1 to 2775 and encodes 924 amino acids. Gene Ontology annotation, molecular function: gamma-tubulin binding; microtubule minus-end binding. The transcript has 3 exons.
AUGUCGUCUUCGUCCCAUGCCAGAAUCCCGUCGCGGAGCGAUCGCAGGACGACCAACGAUAGUGGAAGUACACGACCCCGCGCCCCCUCUGGACAACAAGGCGGGAGUCGAACAGAGAGGCCAGAUCCAAGGAGACAGCCGUCGCCGCAGCCUUCUACAUCGACUGGUGGGCACAAGAGGACGGCUUCUGGGGUACAGCGGUCGAGUAAAGCGGUGGAGGAGCGGAGGACGGAAAGAGUGCAGGUUACGACAAGGGAAACGAUAACUUCGAGAACGAGAAGUCCAGAGAGGAGACCCGGGUCAACGCAGCCGCCGGAGCGACAGAGACCGGAACCUAGUAGGACGUAUUCGGGCGAUCCGAGGCCAAAACCGGCAAAAAUGGAAACUCCAACAGCGCCUUGGGCACCGGAGGCUUCUUUGGUUCCACAUACAUCUGCUCCUCUUGCAUCACGCAUAUCAAUACCUCCGCUGUCAUCACAAGCUCCGACCGCUCUCCAACCCCGCCCUCUCCAUGAGUUAUCUCUUGAAGUCCAGGAGGCAGCCAUACUAGAAGAUCUUCUUUUUGUCUUUAUGGGAUAUGAGGGACAGUACAUACGAUUUUCAAAGUCCUAUAACCCCUCAAUUGAGAAAGACCGCCUUGCCGGACCAGGAUACAAGAUUCAACCCGGUCUAGACCCCAGUCUCCAAGAUCUCACGACUACGAUGCUGAAAAUGGCCACUCACUAUGGUGCUGUAGAUGCUUUUGUGGAAGUACAGAGUCGCGAGGAGUUUGGCGCAGUAAAUCAUGCCCUCUGCGCUGCGAUACGGAAGCUCCUCCAGGAUUAUUUGAUCUUGGUGGCUCAGUUAGAGACUCAAUUCCUGACGAACCCCUCGUUCACCCUACAUGUCCUAAAUCUGCACACUUUGCCCACUAGUCAUAUGAUGCUCCAGCUUUAUUCCCUGGCUCACGAAAUUCUGAAACGAAACUCCAUGUUGGAAGAAGACGAGGACUCAGAUGAUGGUUUUGAUGAUAUUGAGAAUAUCCUAGAGAGCCUACGAGAAGGCGGGGACCUUGGACCUGGAAAUAUACCUGGGAAGAAGAUAUGUAAAGGUGGAAGUGUUUUGGGGCUCAUCACAAAACGACUAGAAUCGAUGUCUGGUGAUCCUGCUGCGCGGGCGCUAUUAACAUCGUUACUGCGCGAUGCGAGUCGUCCGUACAUGAUGAUGUUAAAUGAGUGGCUCCACCAUGGAAGCAUCAAGGAUCCGCACGCCGAGUUCCUGGUCCGAGAACAGAAAAGUAUCAAGCGUGAGAGGCUUGAGGAGGAUUACACAGACGAGUAUUGGGAGAGGAGGUACACCAUUCGUGAUCACGAUGUUCCACCACAGCUCGAAGGUGUUAAGGACAAAGUUUUACUAGCAGGCAAAUACCUGAAUGUCGUUCGAGAGUGCGGUGGUGUGGAUGUGAGUAAAGCUGUCACUGACGUGCCUCGAUCCUUUGACGAUAACCGAUUCCUGGACAACGUCAACAGUGCUUACGCUCAUGCCAACGAAUCUUUGCUGAAGCUGUUGCUCACUACACAUGCACUACCUGCUCGGUUACGGUCACUCAAGCAUUACUUCUUUCUCGAUCGGUCGGAUUUCUUCUCAUAUUUCCUGGAACUUGGUACAUCUGAGCUUAGGAAACCAGUCAAGAGCGUCAAUACAAGCAAGUUGCAAUCUUUGCUGGAUCUCGUGUUGAGACAACCCGGCAGUGUGGCAGCACAAGACCCGUUCAAAGAGGAUAUCAAGGUCGAGAUGAACGAGAUCAGUUUGACCAACUCGUUGACCCGGGUCGUGAAUAUUUCAGGAAUUGAGCAAGGCGAAUCUCUACAGACUCCAGCUGCUCAGCCUACCAGCGAAAGCGACAAAGCAGCCGUUGGAUUCACUUCCCUCCAGUUAGACUAUUCAGUCCCGUUCCCAGUAUCACUGGUUAUCAGUAGGAAGACGGUAUGGAGAUAUCAAGCACUAUUUCGAUAUCUUCUUUCCCUGCGGCAUCUUGAGCAGCAGUUGGUUUCAUGCUGGCAGACUCACAAUAGAUCCGCUAGCUGGGCUCACAAGAGCUCGAAUUCGACACUCGAAAUGUGGAAACGACGUGUCUUCACAUUGCGAGCCCGUAUGCUGGUAUUUGUGCAACAACUUUUGUACUUCUGCACUGCAGAAGUUAUCGAGCCCAACUGGCAAGCCUUGAUGGCACGAUUGAAUGCGAAGGAGGAUAGCAAAGGCGGCGCAAGCCCUGUGCGAACGGUCGAUGAGCUCAUGCAAGAUCAUGUCGACUUCCUGGACACAUGUCUAAAAGAGUGCAUGCUUACCAACAGCAGGCUAUUGAGGAUCCACUCGAAGCUCAUGCAGACAUGCACAUUCUUCGCUUCGUACACAGGUUGGCUCGCCAGGGAACUAGAGAAGGCAGACCCAGAUAUGACGGGUGCAGAGAAACCAACUUCCAUGAACAAGCAGCACUGGAUUCGGUAUCAAGCGGAGAAGAAUCAGCGACACAGUGAUUCAGCGAGCUCUAGUGCUGCAUCGGGCCCGUUGACCGAUGCCGCACGAACAGAAAAAAUGGAGAGAAUGUUCGAGAUCAUCAAGAAGUACGAGGACAACUUCAGCAGACAUCUCCAGAUCCUCCUCGACGCAUUGAAUCACUAUGCCGCAACAGAGACAGUCGUGUUGUUAGGCCUGUGUGCUCGAUUGAGCACUGCCAAUCAGGGCACGCAGUACAGUGGCCUCAAGACAGAUGAAGAUGGUGGAGCGCAGGCAUGA